Molecule: messenger RNA, 1541 nt
Organism: Owenia fusiformis
Lineage: Eukaryota; Metazoa; Annelida; Polychaeta; Sabellida; Oweniidae
Source: the annotation of a GenBank genome assembly
ACUCCCAUAAGCCAGUAUAAGUACUAGGAUAAGGUAUUAUUGGCACCCCCCCACCCCCCCAUAAACCAGUAUAAGUACAAGUUUAAAUAAGUUGGACCACUCUUUUCUGGGGCACGUUCAGAUACACACAGCUAAAACACCGUUUCUAGAAAAUAUUCAUUGCAACACAACUUGGUCAAGAUGCAAUCGUUGGGAGAAAGUUGUUUAAAGGUCAUAAGGUCUUUGACAUGGCCCAUAAUUGAUUAUGAGCACUGGCCAACACAACGUGUUAUAAAACAGGGAAUGAGUGCACUUUGGGGCUCGCAUAUGGAGGAAGGCUUUACGGAGGAAGGUGCCGUGAUAAAUGUGGAGUUACACUUAAUCUUGACAUUUCCUGAAUGCACAGGCAUCACAGGUGCUAACGUGGAGCAUUUCCUUGAGGCACUAUACUGGCGGUCCGGUGUAGUGUGUGAGAUAAGGACGCAUCAAUAUGACGCCCUAUCUCUCGAUCGAAUGUCACAAUGCGAUGUGUGUCAAAACCCGACUAGUGAUGAGACACCGGAUAGCUAUUUCUUCCGUACGUAUGGUGGAAUGCCAGGACGCGGCACGAGUUGUAAAGGACCGGAGCGAUCAUUUAUGAACCGUCAUGGCGAUGACCCCCACAGGCUGUGCACUCGUAAAGGACCAAUAUGCCGUAUAGACAUUGUUAUUAAUGUCUUCAAAUUUAAGGAGAUCAUUGCAAACACCGAUCAAGAGCUAAGGAACCACUUCAAUUUACCGUUCGAGGCAUCCAUCGAAUCCCGAUCGAAGUUGGUCUUUAUGCAAGAGCCAGUACGCGAUGCCAAUUUGACGUUCAUUCAGCCAGGAGACGUCUACUCUCUCGACCCUACAACCAGUGAUAGGCAGCCCGUAUUGUACGAGAUUCAUGCUAUCUCACCAUUUAGUCAGUCCUUAUUGGCCACGCGAAUAGACCUUUGUUUUAACUUUUGUGCGCUGCACCGAUUAGUGCAGGAGCCAGCGCAACAGUGGGUGAAAGAGCUAUGGCUACUCCGGUUGUUAGCCGACGACACUGGCCAUGGAGACGAUGGCGAUUAUGAGGAAAUCAAUGAACAAUGGGACGUUAAACCAAAUGCGGUAAGGUUUCAAUACCUUAAAUCGCAGACCAGUAAUAUUUCACACACCGGGUUUAUAGCCAUACACAAGGACCCAUGUCGCCAUAUGACAUCCCACAUUUACAACCAGGGAACAUACGAUAUUUUAUCUGGCGGAUUGAAGGAGGUAUUUGCCUUGCAAUCCUUAGAUAUAUAGGUACAUGUAUUAUAUUUUAUUUGACAAUCUAUGUGUGGAGAUAUAGCUCAGUGGUAGAGCAAUCGACUGCAGAUUGAUAGGUCCCUGGUUCGAAUCCGGGUGUCUCCUAAAUUUUAUCCUUAUUAGUGGUGCAAAUAUUACCUAUUGUGAGCUCGGUUGUUAUAUGAAUACAGGGUCUUUACGUCCAUAACCUAUUUGCUUGUUUGUUUGUUUGCUUAUUUAUGAUUAACCCGCCAUCUUCAAAAACAAUUUAC